AUGGCUCCCGACAUACUCACUCCCGGCACAUUCACUCCUGAAGUUAUCGAAGCUUGGGAAAUAUCUUGUCAAUGCUAUUUCAUGCACAAAUCGACCCCAGCUGCAGUACAAGUCCGAACAGUCGUCUGGAGCAUCCAGGAUCCAAAAGUGCGGAACUGGUAUCAAGUGAAUCAAGCUCGAAUCAGCUCCCUAUCUUUCGACGAGUACAUGUCCGAGCUACGUACCGUGUGUCUUCUGCUGGACUGGGCAGCUGGUGUUCUCAAAAAAAUCUUCAACAGUAAGCAAGGUUCGCGACCGUUCUGCGACUGGGCUAUCGAAUGCCAGUCACAAAACUGUUUACUACGAGGGACCGCUUUUCAUCUGAACGACAUUCUGAUGAAGUGUCUACUCGAAAAUAACAUGGACGACGGACUUGCUCUAGACUACUAUUACGAAAACAUAACCGAAGAAGAUGUGACUCAGUAG
Serpula lacrymans var. lacrymans S7.9 is the source of this 465-nucleotide messenger RNA. RefSeq lists its product as uncharacterized. NCBI's taxonomy places the organism in Eukaryota, Fungi, Basidiomycota, Agaricomycetes, Boletales, Serpulaceae. The coding region runs from base 1 to 465 and encodes 154 amino acids. The transcript has a single exon. The record is from RefSeq and is a predicted model, not a curated record.